Molecule: messenger RNA, 5758 nt
Organism: Klebsormidium nitens
Lineage: Eukaryota; Viridiplantae; Streptophyta; Klebsormidiophyceae; Klebsormidiales; Klebsormidiaceae
Source: the annotation of a GenBank genome assembly
CAAGCCUCAAGGGUCUAAGACUACACUGACAAUAAUUGCAGCUCUCCAUUGCAAUGCAGCUCUCGUGUGGUGGCUUGCGCCGAAAUUUGUUGCUGAAGCUAAUACGAGUAUUGUGAACAAAGAGGAAGGUGAUCAGUAGGGAGACACUCUUGGCGGCGGGCCAGGAAAAGAGUUGCUUGGAAUCAGACAGAUUCAACAAUCAGGGGCAUUCACCAGCUGCCAGCCCCUUGGUGCACAAGUGAGGGGAAUCCUCUCGUCAAAUGGCGUUCCAGAACCUCUCAAACCUUCACGAACCUGAGCCGGAGCUCGAGCACUGGUCAAUAAGCUCUGAGAAGAAGGCGGAUUUUCUACGCUCCCUCAAUCCAGGGUCAAAGAUCCAGGAGGUGCAAGUCUUCCCCUUACCAAAGACAGCGCCAAGUGUCAGGUUUGAGAGGGGCCUGAGUAAGGGCCGACACGAGGGGGAGGUGGCAUUGCAAAAUGCAGAGGCACUGAAAACUGCCCCUGCUGCUGAAGCAAUGCAAGGGGAAUAUACGGUGCGGCCCUCGGGGCCUCCCCCCCCUCAGGGGCAAGUGUAUGAGGCCGCGGUUGUUUCUCUCUUCAUGAGGAGCAUUCAGGAGAGCCUGGACGAGCGGUUUGAGGCAGCAGAAGCGCUGAGAAACGCGUUCAAGAUCUCAGAGGAUGUCCACGCUCAGACGCUGCUGAAAGCACAGAAUGCGGCGGAGUAUCACCUGGCAGACCUAGAGGCCCGCAUUGAGGCCCUGUUGAACAACCGUGGCCCGUCCUACACCCCCGCCUCUUUCCCAUCCCCCCAGCUAUACAACAUCUGGCGGGACGAGGAGGUCGCCGCUCUUAAGGCCCUCCAGAACACCACUCGCCAACUCCCCGCAAUGAACGGGACGCUCACAGUCCAACUCAACUCUGGCACAGUAAAGAUCGGGAGCGGCGGGCUCUUUGCGUGUGGGACCCCCCAGUCUGACGGAGACGUGUACAUCUCUGCGAGUGUCUCCAGCACCAAGGGCAUGGGUUUUCGGUGGCGGUCAAAGGCAGUCUCAAAGGCAAAGCUGGUCAGCUGGAACCAGAAGAGUGUCCCGCUCACCGCGACUAACCCGCAGGACGAGCUCGUGUUUGAGCUGUGGGAGAGCAAAGGCCGCCAAGACUCCAAGAUCCGCCGCAUCAGCGAAGAUGAAACUGACGCCAAAUCCCCCUCCUCCCGGGAUCUUGUGGACGAUAAGCUAUUGGGCGAGGGGCGCAUCAGCUUUGGCGAGAUCGAGCGUCUGUCAGGACGUGCGGGGGGCACUGGGGUUAAGGCGACCACCCCCGAAACCGAGAUUGUUUUCACUGCGGCAGGGGGGAAGAGGAAGGGAACCGUGAUGGUGCGCGUUGCAUGGACUGUGGAGAGGCACAGUACGGGAAGGCCAACGGACCCGUCGCUGAUUGCGCUGCUGCCGAAUGCGGAGGCAGUAUACGAUGCGCUGCUGCGUAAGGCGUGGGAGGAGAAGGACCUCCGCUCGGCAGGCUCCCGCUGGAAGUACGAGGUCCCCCCCAUGUGGCAGUACAUCCUGGAGAGCUUCGCUGACCACCACCGCGUGCGCACUGCGCACUGCCACCUGGCGGCCCUUGAUAAGCUGACCAAGGCGUUCCGCACCGACACGGCGUACCUCGACAUCAUAGUCGAUGAAUGGCGCGAGCCGUGCAGGCUGGCGCUUCUGGGGCGGCUGACCAAGGACGAGAACAUGAUGCAGAGCAUCAUCGUGAAAGCGCUCGAGGCCCCUGCCGUGCAGGCCAUUACCAACUUCGACACUGAGUUCCCGCGCAACCAGCCCCCCGGUGCGCUUGCGGCGCUGCUGCAGCUGCUCGGCCUGAUUGUGCGCUUCGACCCCGACCCCAGCAAGCUCGAGCUGCAGCUCGCAGACUGGACCGAGACUGCGAUGCAACGUGCGUUCGCCCGCAUCUUGUUUGGCUCCGCGAACCCGUCCGACAAGCAGCUGACUGUGACGUCAGUCACCGAGCUCACACGCGCGUGCCGUGAGAUCCAGGCGAUGCUCGGGGAGCACGCGACGAUCUACGGCGGGUCGUUCCCACGGAACCUGCCGCUGGUGCAGUUGACCGGAACCUCCCUGUACCGGCAGCUGAUUGACCAUCUCAAAGUGUUCCUGGCCUCAUCGGACACCAAGGCCUUCACCCGGACGUACCAGGACCUGGUGAUUGCGCUCCACGAGCUUAACAUCACGGUGGAUCAGCUGGGGGUUGUUCUGCCCGCCAAGUUCGACAUCCCCGAAUACUUCGACGACUACGUCCUCUCCUGGGCUGCGGGAACCACGUCCCGCCUCGUCGACUGGAUCCACACGAACGUGACCACUGAGAAGUGGGUCCCCGCGUCCCAGUCCAAGGACCGCGUCUUCUUCUCGACGUCAGUCGUAGACCUGUUUUGCCUGCUGGAGCAAGUCGUGCAAGACAUCAACCCGCAGCUGGUCCAACAAGACAUCGGGCACCGCUUCCUGGCCGCCAUGGAAGGUGCCAUGUGCACCGCGGUGGAGGCAUACGUGACGCUCCUCGAGAAGGAGUGCCUCAAGGAGCUGCCGCACGAGGGCGACGAUGACUUGAGCGGGGUGACGUCAGCCAAGAAGAAGGGCGGGCUGGAGGAGCACCGGCCCCCGGUGUGCAUAACGCAGAGCCUCUGCGUCAAGCUGAACAACCUGAGCAUGACGCGCAAGCUGCAGAAGGAGCUCGAGCUGCGCCUCGCAGACGAGUGGUCCGGCGUCGCUGGGCGGCCUCUGCCCAAGACGCCCUAUCCCAAAACGCCGUACGAGCUGGCGCUGGAAGAGAAGAACGUGGAGCGGUAUACCGACGAAGACGACGAUCUUCCGUACAGCGACUCUGACAGCGAGGACCUGGGGUUCAAGGAGGGGGAGUUGGAGGACUUUGCGGCGGUGAAUAAGAGCGCGGGCGGCGAGGCGCGGCCGUUUGUGGGGAAGCACUUUGGGGAGCUAAUAGCGUUUGUGGACCGGGCGUGCCUGGACGUGAUGGGGGCCAUCGUGGAAUGCAUCCAGGCCAACAUGUUGAACGAGCUCCGCACCGCAGUCGUCGGCAAGGGCGGCGCGCUGAGCAUGGAGAAGCGGCUGGUGCCGUUGACCGAGUACUUGGACGAGUACCUGGCCGUCAUGAACGGGCAUUUAAUGCCACACGUGUUCCGGCGCAUGCUCGAGUUCCUGUGGGCUGCUCUCGUGGACUCCAUGGAGGAGAUGGCGCUGCACGCGGAUGACGAGCAGCCGCCGCUGACGCGCCACCAGAAGGACCUCCUGGAACAGGGCCUGGACGUCCUGAGCGACUACUUCCACGGCGACGGCGCUGGCCUCCCCACCGAGACGAUGCAGUCUUCGACCAAAAGGCUGCGACGCAUUCUGACGCUCUUCAAUGCAUCCACGCGCGAGCUGGCGGGGCUUUAUUGGCGCGCGUGGGAGCGCAGGCAGCGGGGUGCGGUCACAAUCAAGGGGGCACCAGGGGGAUCCCCCACUGAGGGAAGCGAGGAGGCACAACAGAACGAGCAGGAUUCCGGCCCCGAGCUAAUAUUUGGCCACGAGGCAGACGGCGGCGAGGAGCUGCUGUCGGUGCUGGAUUACAUGGCGCUACUCAAGCAGCGGCCGCACGACCAGGAGGCCUCCGAGCUGGUCAUGAUGCAGCAGCAGGCCGCCGGGAGCUACACCGUGCAGCAAGUGUUCGGGCUGCCGGAAGGCGAGGUCCUGGCCGCCUCCUUCCGCUGCCACAACUCGCGCAAGCACAAGGGCACGCUGUUCGUGUGCCAGCACUUCGUGGCGUUCAAGACGCUCCUCACUCACACGGGCGACGCGCACAGCAAGCUCGUGCUGCCGCUGGAAAAAGUCGCGCGCCUAGAUAAGCACCGCGCGGGGGGCCUCUACGUUGGGCUGUUCAACCGGCAGCCCGUCAAGUUCGGCGGGUUGAAGAAGCAGCGGGAUGAGGCGUUCGACGCGAUCGUGCAGCAGACGGUGGGUACCGGGUGGUACCUCGAGCGGUACCUGGGGGAGCACAUCCGGGCCCGCACGGGCGCCGCGGCCAAGGAGAUGGAGCUGCGCAGGUACAAAACGUCCCGGUGGAGCCACGUCCAGAACCAGCCGGGCGACCUUAUCUGCUAUGGGACGUACCUGUGUUUUUCGCGCCCGGACCACGACAAGCUGAAGCAGAUACGCUAUGACGACAUCAAGGACAUCAGGGUCGGCCACCGGGGCCUCACGCAGGGGGUCAAGAUCGAGACCCGCGCCGGCAAGCAGUACCUCUUCACCAAGUUUGCGGACGUCCAAGAGCCGACCGUCGUAGCGGAGCUCCGCCGGCUGGUCUUCAACGAGGCGUCCGAAAAGGCUGCGUCCGCACUCCGGCCCAAGCUCAAGCUCCUCACCUUCUCCCAAAAGACGGUGUCCAACUCCUCCAUAGAAUCAAAGGCCCCGGAGAUUUCGUCGGAGCUCGUCGCGGCGGGGGAGAAAGAAGCGCCGGCCGCGGAAACAGGGCCCGGCGAUCUGGACGCCGCCAAAGCCAAGGGCGGCAUGCGCAAGCUGCUCUCGCGGAAGGCUUCCGCGGAGGGCGCGACGUCAGCGGGGGCGGGGGUGACGUCAGCGGUGGCGGCCGAGGCUGGCGGCGGGACCCCGGGGAAGACGUCGAAGCUGCGGAGCUUCGCCAAGUCGGUGACGGGCAAGGCCGGGAAGGGAUCCCCCGCCAAGGCGCCGUCGGAGGCGUUCCUCAAGAGCGAAGAGGCGUACACACCACAAGCUGGGGGGCAGCUGGCCCCCAUGGUGGAACCCCCUGGGGCGGAAGCUGCGACCCCUCCGGGCGGGAAAACGAGCUCCUCCCGCUUUGCUGCUGCCCGGAACCUCGCACGAGGGUUUGCGGGCAAGGGCUCAAAAACGGGCCCGGUUGAGGAAGAGAAAGCCGCGGAGGGUGCGCCCCUGAGUGAGGAACCAGUUACGUUAGAAGUAACCGAGGCAGUGGACGGGAUUGUCGCCCCAGUUGCUGCGCCCGAGCUGGAGACGCCCCCGGUUGUUAGCGAACCGGGCAAGGAAAUGGUGAACGGGGAAAGUGGAAACGGUGGCUCGCCCGCAAUAGCCACGCCAAAGAAGUCGUGGGCGGGGAGUAGGAAAGGUUCUAGUGGCAAGUCACCCAGGUGGCAAGGGUGACGUGGAUGAUACGUGGGUGAAACGGGGAGGUGACGUGGAUUGCUUGAAUGCUGUACAGCGCUGCCUCCGAAAUCGCUGCACAUGCGGCAGUCCAAUGUCGGUCCUAAUAUAGUCGUUAUAGAAAGAGGGUACCUAGCGAGUUACUUUAUGUGUCAGUGUCGUCUAUAGAUACUUCCGGUCGUUUUCGGUCAAUAACUUUCCUCAAUAGGAACAUACGGUUUGCUACUAACAUGCAGUUUGCAGCUGUGUCCACAGAUUCCUAAAUGUGACUGCACAUUGAAACAAGACUCGUCAACGAAGCGAGGUGCAUCGGGUCCUUUUACCUGGAGACACCAACAUUUUGCCACGAACUUAGCUAAGAUGAUGGAGAGUUGACACUACUGUUUUUGGGACUCACUGAUAUCUCGUGAAGAAACGAAGUGCAGCACGUACAUGCUCUCGAGUCGCAAGGCACUGCCGGGGGCCCAGCUAUAGGCAUAACUAUGGUCGAUUUGUGUAGGUUCAUCUACUCAGGAGUGCAUAUCAAAAGACAUUUUAUGCGGCCAUCUGCUAUAUCACCAUAUGGUUUCUUUGGC